This is a messenger RNA of Parathielavia appendiculata, 624 nucleotides long. Its product is annotated as N-acetyltransferase 5. The transcript has a single exon. The record is from RefSeq and is a predicted model, not a curated record. Bases 153 to 554 code for a protein of 133 amino acids. Gene Ontology annotation, molecular function: protein-N-terminal amino-acid acetyltransferase activity. Lineage: Eukaryota; Fungi; Ascomycota; Sordariomycetes; Sordariales; Chaetomiaceae. Gene Ontology annotation, cellular component: NatB complex. Gene Ontology annotation, biological process: N-terminal peptidyl-methionine acetylation.
UCGGCUUCUACCUGCAGUACUACGCGAAAUGGCCGUCGCUGUUUCAGGUUGCUGAGGACCAGCACGGCAACAUCAUCGGCUACAGUAGGGCUGACCCGUCGUCUAUCAUCCGAUUCCCGACCGUCUGUGGCUGACCGUGGCUCCCCGCAGUCAUGGGAAAGCUCGAGUCGUCGCCCGACGUCUACCGCUUCUCGGAGCACUACCUGCCCUGGCACGCCCAUAUCACGGCCGUCACCGUGGCCCCCGAAGCCCGCCGCCUCGGCAUCGGCAAGCUGCUGACCGAGCAGCUCGAGGUGGCCGCUGACGCCGCUGAUGCUUGGUUUGUCGACCUGUUUGUGCGCGUCAGCAACCACAAGGCCAUUGCCUUCUACAAGAGCAUGGGCUACAGCGUCUUCCGUGUGGUUAAGGACUACUAUGGCGAGCAUUCGACCGACCCCACCCUUUCGAGCGAGGACGCCUACGACAUGCGCAAGCCCAUGAAAAGGGACGUCAAGGGGGAACAUGUAAGGGAGGAUGGCGAGAAGCACGAGGUCGAUCCGAGCGAUGUGUGGUGAAGAGCAUCCAAAAGAACUGCGUCAUUGGGACACGGUGAGGGCGAAACAUAAUUCGCCAUACAACGCUUCC